Messenger RNA from Peromyscus maniculatus bairdii (prairie deer mouse), 4506 nucleotides. It is a transcript of the gene Tshz1, whose product is annotated as teashirt zinc finger homeobox 1. Gene Ontology annotation, biological process: regulation of transcription by RNA polymerase II. Gene Ontology annotation, molecular function: DNA binding; DNA-binding transcription factor activity, RNA polymerase II-specific. Gene Ontology annotation, cellular component: nucleus. NCBI's taxonomy places the organism in Eukaryota, Metazoa, Chordata, Mammalia, Rodentia, Cricetidae. The record is from RefSeq and is a predicted model, not a curated record.
GGUUCAGAUCCACGUGGGCGCGUGUGUAUUCAUGUACACGCGGGGGAGGGGAACUAACAGGUUUAAGAAUCUGCAGGAACUGAUGUCUGCCUAACUAGACUUAGGACUCAUGGGUUCCGCCCGAGAUCAGCCAGUGCAUUACAACACAGCCCCCUAAAUGUCUUCCUGCAACGUGCAAUCUUUUAUGUUAUGCUGUAUUAAGAUUUCUUUUCUGUGUCAUAUUGUUUAGCUCCGAAAAAAAAAUAAAAGAAAACAAAGCAAUUAAAAAGAUUGACAGGUAUGGUUUGUGUGAGACCUAUUUGUAAUUGUCAGGGUGACGUUGGCGAGAGGAGGAGGAGUAAAAAGUGAGGCAGGAAAGCAGCUCGAUGUGUCUGUCUAUCAGUUGAGACUGUCUGAAAGCUCUGCGAUCCGAAUGUGUGUUAUAUUUCACUGAAAAGAGGAGAGAGGGAGAGCGCAUCUCCUCUCUCCCAGGAGUUUGGGGGGGACAGUACACGCUCAUCUCGCCCACCCAGUGAAUGUCCGUUCUUCACCCCCUCGGUGCACACUCUCCGGGUUGUUGUUGGCUUAUUUUUUUGGAGGGGGUGUGUGUUUUUUUUGUGUGUGUUUUUCGAAAAAAAAAUUUUCUGUUGGAAGAUCAAGACCGGCCAAAAAUCCACGAUCAAAAUGUGUUUGCAUUAGAUUUCUCCUCGGAAGAAGCGGCGAUCCUGGCGGCCAGGCCCCCCGGGGGCAGCGCGGGGCACGAAGUGGCGCUCCGGCGGGUGACACUGUUUGAUCUGUGACUGUUUGGAAGGUGGAGCGGCGCUGACAUCUCCCCCGGCGCAUCUUAUGUUCCCGAGGAAGAACUGAAGGCGGCCGAAAUAGAUGAGGAACACGCGGAGGAUGGCGGGCUGCCUUUGGACAUUCAGGACAGCGACUUCGUGUGCAGUGAAGAGACAGAGAUCAAAGAGGCCCAGAGCUAUCAGAAUUCCCCGGUCAGCACCGCCACCAAUCAGGAUGCCGGCUACGGAUCGCCCUUCAGCGAGGGCAGUGACCAGCUGGCCCAUUUCAAAAGCUCCUCCUCCAGAGACGAGAAGGAGGAGCCGCAGUGUCCAGAUAGUGUCUCCUACCCCCAGGACAGCUUGGCACAAAUCAAGGCCGUGUAUGCAAACCUGUUCUCCGAGUCCUGCUGGUCUAGCCUCGCCUUGGAUUUAAAGAAGUCCGGUUCGAACACCAGCAACAAUGACGGCAGCCAGAAGGAGAGCUCCACGCCGGCCCCCGCGCCCCCUACCAGCACCGCCAGCACCGCUGCCUGUACCACGGCCACCACGGCCAUCACCAGCUGCAGCACCAGCACCAGCCACAGCAGCAGCACCACCAGUAACAACAGCAGCAGCAGCAGCAGCAACAGCUCUGGGUAUGACUGGCACCAGGCCGCCCUGGCCAAGACCCUGCAGCAGACCUCGUCCUACGGGCUGCUGCCCGAGCCCAGCCUGUUCAGCACCGUGCAGCUCUACAGGCAGAACAACAAGCUGUACGGCUCCGUGUUCACCGGGGCCAGCAAGUUCCGGUGCAAGGACUGCAGCGCGGCCUACGACACUCUGGUGGAGCUGACCGUGCACAUGAACGAGACGGGCCACUACCGGGACGACAACCGGGACAAGGACUCCGAGAAGACCAAGCGCUGGUCCAAGCCCAGGAAGCGCUCCCUGAUGGAGAUGGAGGGGAAGGAGGAUGCGCAGAAGGUGCUGAAGUGCAUGUACUGCGGGCACUCCUUCGAGUCCUUGCAGGACCUCAGCGUCCACAUGAUCAAAACAAAGCAUUACCAGAAAGUGCCUCUGAAGGAGCCCGUGCCAGCCAUCGCCAAGCUGGUCCCGUCCACCAAGAAGCGAGCGCUCCAGGACCUGGCAUCCCCUUGCUCCCCGGAGCCCACGGGCAUGGCCACGGAGGUUGCACUGAGUGAGUCGUCCAAGGACCAGAAAACGGCCAACCCCUACGUCACGCCCAAUAACCGCUACGGCUACCAGAACGGCGCCAGCUACACGUGGCAGUUCGAGGCCCGCAAAGCCCAGAUCCUCAAGUGCAUGGAGUGCGGUAGCUCCCAUGAUACCUUGCAGCAGCUCACGGCCCACAUGAUGGUCACUGGCCACUUCCUCAAGGUGACGACCUCUGCCUCCAAGAAAGGAAAGCAGCUGGUGCUGGACCCCGUGGUGGAAGAGAAGAUCCAGUCCAUCCCCCUGCCCCCGACGACUCACACCCGGCUGCCUGCCUCGAGCAUCAAGAAGCAGCCGGACUCCCCUGCAGGCUCUGUAGCCUCAGAGGAAAAGAAAGAGCCAGAGAAGGAGAAGGAGAAAGCUCCUCCUCCGGCAGCCGGGGAUGCAGAGAGAAAAAUCAAGGAGGAGACGGAGGACGCCGCUGAGAAAUUCGAACCCACCACCCUCUACCAGUACCUGCGCGAGGAAGACCUGGACGAUAGCCCCAAGGGGGGCGUCGACAUCCUAAAGUCGCUGGAGAACACUGUGUCUACCGCCAUCAGUAAAGCCCAGAACGGUGCGCCCUCGUGGGGUGGGUACCCCAGCAUCCACGCAGCCUACCAGCUGCCGGGCACCGUGAAGCCGCUGCAGCCGACGGUGCAGAGCGUGCAGAUCCAGCCGUCUUACACCAGCGGCGGGAAGUCACUGUCCUCCACAGAGCACAGCGCCCUCCUGCACUCCCCAGGGAGCCUUACACCCCCACCCCAUAAGAGCAACGUGUCUGCCAUGGAGGAGUUGGUGGAGAAGGUCACCGGCAAGGUCAGUGUGAAGAAGGAGGAGAGGCCCGCCGAGAAGGAGAAGGCCUCCCCGGUCAAGGCCGCCUCCCCCGUGGCAAAGGAGAAUAAAGAUCUUCCCAAGUCAGAGGAGACUGGGAGCAAGCCGCAGAAGAAGGGCGUAGACGUGGAAGCUGGGAAGGCCAAAAAGGAGGGUCCGUUGGAUGCUCACACCCCAAAUGGUACAGAGCCUCUUAAGGCCAAGGUCACCAAUGGCUGCAGCAACCUGGGCAUCAUCACAGACCACUCUCCGGAACCUUCGUUCAUCAACCCCCUGAGUGCCCUGCAGUCCAUCAUGAACACCCACCUAGGGAAGGUGUCCAAGCCUGUGAGCCCCUCUCUGGACCCGCUGGCGAUGCUCUAUAAGAUCAGCAACAGCAUGCUGGAUAAGCCCGUCUACCCCACGACCCCUGCCAAGCAGGCCGAUGCCAUCGACCGCUACUACUACGAGAACAGCGACCAGCCCAUCGACCUGACCAAGUCCAAGAACAAGCCCCUGGUCUCGGGGGUGGCCGAUGCUGUGUCCUCGCCCCUGCGGGAGAGCGCCCUCAUGGAUAUCUCAGACAUGGUGAAGAACCUCACGGGCCGCCUGACUCCCAAGUCCUCCACACCCUCCACGGUGUCGGAGAAGUCGGACGCGGACGGCAGCAGCUUUGAGGAGGCCCUGGACGAGCUGUCCCCUGUCCACAAGAGAAAGGGGCGUCAGUCCAACUGGAACCCGCAGCACCUGCUCAUCCUCCAGGCCCAGUUUGCCUCCAGCCUCCGGGAGACCGCGGAAGGCAAGUACAUCAUGUCGGACCUGGGUCCUCAGGAGCGGGUGCACAUCUCCAAGUUCACGGGCCUCUCCAUGACCACCAUCAGUCACUGGCUGGCCAACGUCAAGUACCAGCUGCGGAGGACAGGGGGAACCAAGUUCCUUAAGAACCUCGACACAGGGCAUCCUGUGUUCUUCUGUAACGAUUGUGCCUCUCAGUUCAGAACUGCCUCCACGUACAUCAGCCACCUGGAGACGCACCUGGGCUUCAGCCUGAAGGACCUCUCCAAGCUGCCACUCAGUCAGAUUCAAGAGCAGCAGAGCGUCUCCAAAGUCCUCGCCAACAAGACUCUGGGCCCCCUGGGGUCAACCGAGGAAGACCUGGGCUCCACAUUCCAGUGCAAGCUCUGUAACCGGACUUUUGCGAGCAAGCAUGCAGUAAAACUGCACCUUAGCAAGACACACGGCAAGUCGCCAGAGGACCACCUGAUCUAUGUGACCGAGCUGGAGAAGCAAUAGUGUCCAGGUGUGCAAGGGACCGUGGAACGUUGCACUACCAUCCUGAUUGUGCUGCACUAAGGCCUGGCCUGAGCCGCUGAAAUCAGUCUUUCCUUUGUUGCUGAACUGCCUAUCUGGACUUGGUUUUUCUUACACAUAUUUUGUAGUUAUAUUUAUAUGCUCUUUGUCUGAUCUGUGCAUGUUAUUUUUCUUUUUUUCCGUGAGUCAAAGUCUGACCUUUAUUUUCAGCAUCCCUUCUUGAUGUUAAGCUAUCUUUUGUAGGAAAUAGUGGGGCACGCUCGGAGACAUUGUUUAGCGGUAAAGGAAGAUACAAAUAGCAGCGAUCAAGAGACAUCCUAAAAUUACGAAGUUGCCAUGACAAUAAAGGUCACAGGACCUGGUAGUGUCGAGUUUAACCCUUUGAGGACUUUAUCUCUGUGCCUUUCACUCAAAAAUUAAAAAAAAAAAAAUU